Molecule: messenger RNA, 1014 nt
Organism: Dicrocoelium dendriticum
Lineage: Eukaryota; Metazoa; Platyhelminthes; Trematoda; Plagiorchiida; Dicrocoeliidae
Source: the annotation of a GenBank genome assembly
AUGGGCGGGGGGGGGCACGCGGGCGGCUGCCCGCGAGGGCACGGAGGUCGAGGGGACGGACGCUACGGACGGGGGGCGGUGACGGCGGGCGGUGGAUCCGGAGGGACGACACGGGGGGGGCGUACCGGGGGGGCCGCGCUGGGAGACUACACGGGGGGGCACGGGGGGGUCCACGGGAGCAACGGGGCCCCGCCCCUGAUGGCCGGGGGGCUGCCGCGCUACGGGGGGCGUGGGGGGGGGGGGGGGGACGGCACGGACGACGACGUCGUAACGGGGGCCCAAACGCUACCGGCGGGGUGGCGGGGACGACGGACGGGGAUCCGCCGGAGGGGCCGGCCGGGGGGGGGACGCCGCGGGCGGGGGGGUGGACGCGGGCGGGGCGGAGGGAACGAGGUGGCCUCGGGGUGCCGGCGGAAGGCGAAUGCAGGGCGGCGACGCGGGGGCGACGGGGGUGGGGGGAACCGCCGGGGCUACUGCCGCGGGCGAGGGAAUCAACCCGCCCGUGCUUACGUGCUGGGCCUUGGAGGGUCCGCACGGGUGGGACGGUACAGGGGGGCCGGGAGGGCGAGGACGGGGCCGCCCGGGGCCGGGACGGACGGGGGGGGGGGGCGACGGGCCACGCGCGCGUGCCAGGGGGGGGCCGGCGCGGGGGAGCACGGGACGCACGGAGGCGGGCAUGGGCGGCGGGGUGGGACGGGGGGGUGGGUACGGCGGAACGACCGCGUGUACGGGGGGGCCGACGGGGUCCAGGGCGUGACGCCGACGGAGGGGGCCGCGACGGCCGGCGCAGCCGGCCGGGGACGACGACGGGGCUACGCUGGGGGAAGAGGGCGGGACGCGGGCGCGGACGGCAACCGAUGGGGGACGGGGGGGACUGGGGAGGACGCCGGGGCACGGCGGGGGGGACGCCCAGGCGGAGGGAACUGGGGGCGGGGAUACGGGACACGAGGGCCGGGCCGGGCCCGGCGCCAGCGGCCGGGCAUACACGCGACGGGGACGAGCCGGGGCGGCUGA